AUGCAGAAGAAGGUCCCCUGGUUCUCGCAUCUCCCUCAGUACGAGAGGGAGGCUUCGUUGUCGGCACAGCUCGCCGAGAGGACGGACAACGACAUCCAUCCUGAAGUGCUGAAGCUCGGUCUGAAGUUGGCUGACUGGUUGAUUGUCGGAGGAAACGCCCGCACGGAGGCCAUGUUGAAGGCCUUCAGCAAGGUAAUCAUGGACUACAACCCUCCCAAGGACCACGAGACAGGAGCCGACAUGAGCCGCCAUCUGGACACAAGGCUGAAGCCCAUGAUCUCGUACCUGGUUGCCUGCCGACCGCUCUGCAUCGGCAUGGGCAACGCGAUCAGAUGGUUGAAGGGAAAGAUUGCGCACCUUCCCCCGACUCUCUCACUGGAUGACGCAAAACAGCACCUUCAUGAGCAGAUGGAAGGAUAUGUCACUGAGAAGAUUGUGUUUGCUGACAGAAUCAUCUCAAAGCAUGCUGCCGCUAAGAUCAACAACAACGACGUGAUCCUCGUCUACGCGCGGUCCAUGGCAGUCGAGGCGGCGAUUCUUCGGGCACACAAGGAGGGGACAACCUUCAGGGUGAUUGUCGUCGACUCACGUCCGAAGAUGGAGGGGAAGCAGCUGCUGGACAGAGUCAGUGCUGCUGGGGUCGCUUGCACUUACAUCAUGAUCAAUUCUCUCAGCUUCGUGAUGAAGGAAGUGACCAAGGUGUUCCUUGGCGCAUCUGCCAUGCUCGCCAACGGCAACGUGAUCUCGCGCGUCGGAACGGCGUCUGUCGCGAUGAUGGCGAGGCAGUACAAGGUCCCCGUCCUGGUGUGCUGUGAGACGUACAAGUUCUCGGAGAAGGUGAUGUUGGACUCUAUCUGCAACAAUGAGCUCGGAGAUCCUGACGAGUUGGUUGCGUCCAACAACACGCUGGCCGACUGGAGGGACGUCAAGGACAUGAAGCUCCUCAACCUGGUGUACGACCUGACCCCUGCCGAGUCGUUGACGCUAGUGAUCACGGAGCUGGGAUAUCUACCGCCGUCUUCAGUACCCGUUGUCAUCCGUGAAUACCGCAAAGAAGUCACACUCUAG
Messenger RNA from Guillardia theta CCMP2712, 1068 nucleotides. Its product is annotated as translation initiation factor 2B, delta subunit. Bases 1 to 1068 code for a protein of 355 amino acids. The transcript has 6 exons. The record is from RefSeq and is a predicted model, not a curated record. NCBI's taxonomy places the organism in Eukaryota, Cryptophyceae, Pyrenomonadales, Geminigeraceae.